Molecule: messenger RNA, 1695 nt
Organism: Psylliodes chrysocephalus
Lineage: Eukaryota; Metazoa; Arthropoda; Insecta; Coleoptera; Chrysomelidae
Source: the annotation of a GenBank genome assembly
UCAAAGUAUGUGGUACUGGUGGAUAUUUUCUCCACCAGCUUACCAGCUAUUUUAGUAGGAGUGAUCAGGAUACGUGCUUUGUGGAGUGAAUUACAUUCGACAUGUGUAUAAGGAAUAAGAAGGAAGUAAACUAGGUAAAUAAGGUGGUGUAAUUGAGACUGGUGCACACUGCACCAACGGCGAACGAAAGAACCCGUAUGGAAGUUCUGCCAUGACGUCACAAAAUGAUAUUUGCAAAAGGGGACUUCAAAAGUAGAUUUGAGGCUAUCCUCUUUAGUAGUGUCAGGCAUGGAUGAUUCCCUCCACAUGACGUUGACAGUUAGAGUUAACCUAACCUCAACCUCAAACCAUUUUAAAUGUAAAAUAUAAAAUAAAAUGAAACAUUAUUGGUUAAUUAUACUUAAGGAACCUUAUUAUGUUUACAAAUAAUAUAAUAAAUUAUUACUUUAAGUUUAUUUUGUGAUAUAAACUUUGCUAAAUAUAAUAUGUAUAAAGUUAUAUUAUUUAAUUUAAGGUUACAUAAAUGUCCUGCUACAGGAGCUGGCAAUUUAUUUUUAAAGUAUUACAAGAACGGCGUUAAUUUUAUUGUACCUACAACUUCCUAUGUAAAUCAAACCAAAGCAAAAUCGUCACCACCAAUUUUAUCUCAAUUAACACAAGAUGAUAUAUCACAAUCAAUACCCAGUUGUAUGCCUGAAAGACCUAAAAUCCUCCCAGACAUUCGACCAACACCUUCCACUAAUACCUCAAAUCUUGUUCGACAUUACAUGAAACUAUCCAAAAUAAGGCUUACCUCAUUAGUAAUAAUUACAUCAAUGGCUGGAUAUGCAGUUGCACCAGCUCCUUUUGAAUUUACCACAUUUUUAUUAUGUGCUGUGGGGACUGGUUUGCUCUCUUCAGCAGCAAAUUCUAUAAAUCAAUUUCAUGAGGUGCCAUUUGAUGCUCAGAUGUCAAGAACAAAAAAUAGAGUACUAGUUUGUGGUCAGUUAACGCCUUUACAUGCGAUGGUUUUUGCCCUAGUCACCAGUGCUUCUGGACUUGCAAUUUUAAACUAUGGUGUAAAUAGUUUGACAGCUGGCUUGGGACUUACAAACUUACUAUUGUACACUUCAGUAUACACCCCAUUAAAGAGGAUAAGCAUUUUAAAUACCUGGGUUGGAUCUAUUGUUGGUGCUAUUCCUCCUUUGAUGGGUUGGGCAGCUUGUGCUGACUCUCUUGGACCUGGAGCUUGGUUAAUGGCUGCUUUACUCUACAGUUGGCAGUUUCCCCAUUUCAAUGCUCUAUCUUGGAACCUAAGACCAGACUACUCAAGAGCAGGUUACAGAAUGAUGGCUGUUACAGAUCCAGCACUAUGCAAAAGAGUUGCCCUAAGACAUACUGUUGCCUUACAGGCAAUGUGUACGAUUGCUCCUUUUUUGGACACUACUAAUUGGUGGUUCUUAUUAGAGGCAACUCCACUUAAUUUGUACUUUAUUUAUUUAGCUUACCAGUUCUACAAAGAUGCCUCCAGUUCGUCUUCACGAAAACUAUUUAGAUUUUCUUUAAUUCACUUGCCAUUGUUAAUGAUGCUAUUUUUAGUGAAUAAAAAAAAGUGGUUCUUAUUUAAAGAUCAGGAAAAUGAAACUGAAAGGACAGAAGUAGUGAGUGAUUGUUGACAGUGUUUUAUUUUAAAAUAGAUCAUUACUGUAAAUACAA